CUGCAUCUUCUUUCUUCUGUCUCCUUCUUCUUCUUCUUUUAUAUUUCUUUUAUCAUUCUUCUCUCUCCUUCUUCUUCUUUCUUUCACGAUUCCCCUCCUCUCCUCUGCUUCUCUCUUCUGCAGUUCUUCUCUCUUCUUCAGUUCUUCUUCUUUCUUCUUCUUCCUUAGCCAGUCAACCCCAAGCCCCCAACUUUGCUCCUCCUCCAAAAACUAGAGAUCAGCCCGUCCAUUAUUCCUCAUUUCCUCUACCUCUCGCUCUUCAAGUUCAACUCCGGCGCCGUCAUCGUGCUCGUUCUCUUCGUCCUCCUCCGCUGCCGUCGCCACAGUCACCGCAAGUCGUGCACGACAUCAGGAACUAAAAGAACCCACGAUCUUUCUUCUCUUUUCCCAGCAAUCCAAAUCUCUUCUCCCUUUGAUUUUUCAAAGCCAAAAACCUUUCUGGCUUUCUUUUCUUAUCAAUCUUUUUUUUUUUUUUCAAAGACGGGUUGGGCCCGAAAGCCCGAAAAAACAGGCCCGCUUGUCCCGGUCCGGGUUUAGCCCGGUCCCUAUUCUCUGGAACUGCAAGCCCGGCCCGAAAAAAAAAAGCCGGUCCCGGUCCCGGUUCCAGCAAAUCCAGUGCCGGUCUGGGACCGUGCCCAGCCCUAAAUGGUUGGAUUUAUCUCACAAUCAAAUAAGCGGAAAGCUUCCGUUCCGAUUCAACUCUUUUCCGAAUCUAGUUUGGAUAAUUUUGAACCAUAAUCAAUUUGAUGGCACUAUUCCAUCAUCUAUUUGUAGCAUUCAAUCUCUAUAUGUCCUUAUUCUGAAUAACAAUCAAUUAUCCGGAGAAUUCCCUAAAGAAUGGAGUUUGUGGAGUAGGAUAGGCCUUGUGGAUGUCUCAAACAACAAUAUGUCUGGUAAUAUUCCUCAUCAUUUUUGCAGUCUUCCUUUCAUUCAGAUCCUAGACCUUAGUCACAACAGAUUUUCAGGGACUAUUCCCAAGUGUUUGAAUAAUUUGGUCGGCUAUGGUUAUGGAGCCUGGACGUUCUUGACUUCUCAAGUCGGUUAUGGAGCCUGGACGUUUUGGACUUCUCGAGUCGGCUAUGGUGGCUAUGGAAUCUGGAUGGUCACUGGUGGUCAUAUGGUAACAACUGUGACUGUAAACGGAAGAGCAAGUGAAUACUUCAAUAACAAUGCGAGGCUUCUAUUCAUUAUUGAUUUUUUAAGUAAUGAUUUAGAAGGUGAAAUUCCUGAAGAAAUCUGCAGCCUCGUUGGAUUAGGUACAUUAGACCUGUCCAUGAAUCAAUUAAGUGGAAAUAUUCCCUCAAAAAUUGGAAACUUGCACUUGCUCGAAACACUUGACCUCUCCCAGAACCAGCUUUCAGGACAGAUCCCACAAAGUCUCGCUUCUCUUACCUUCUUGUCUCACUUGAACUUGUCUUCCAACAAAUUGACCGGAAGAAUUCCUUCGGGCAACCAACUUCAGACGCUCGAUGAUUCAUCUAUUUAUGAGGGCAAUCCUUCACUCUGUGGAUUUCCUCUCUCAAAAUGCCCAGAAGAUGGAGACAACAUGCUUACAUGCAUGGGCCUCAUGAAGCUGAAUUUGAUGAUGAAAAGCUUGGUUUAUAUACUAGCGCGGUGCUUGGCUUUAUCAUAGGCUUUUGGAGUGUUUGUGGCACAUUGAUAUUGAAGAAGUCAUGGAGGUAUGCUUAUUUUCAAUUUUUUGACCACAUCAAAGAGAAAGUAGCACUAGCAAUUGCAUUGAAAGUAGCUCGUUUGAAAGCAAGGUAGUGAUCGGAAACAAAACAAAAAGAUAGUAGUUAUAUAAUAUGCUUGCUGAUUUUUAUCUGUACUAUCUAUGCAGUAAUGUACGAUGUAAAUUUCCUUAUGAACUUUGUUGUUUGAUUAGAUGUUGCUGUUGUUAUUUUGAUAACGGCAGCAAUGAUUUAGUGGGAGUGACGU
Molecule: messenger RNA, 1938 nt
Organism: Rosa rugosa (rugosa rose)
Lineage: Eukaryota; Viridiplantae; Streptophyta; Magnoliopsida; Rosales; Rosaceae
Product: receptor-like protein EIX2
Exons: 1
Coding region: 887-1633 (248 amino acids)
Molecular function (GO): protein binding
Source: RefSeq, a predicted model, not a curated record